Messenger RNA from Cryptotermes secundus, 987 nucleotides. RefSeq lists its product as uncharacterized. The record is from RefSeq and is a predicted model, not a curated record. Lineage: Eukaryota; Metazoa; Arthropoda; Insecta; Blattodea; Kalotermitidae. The transcript has 6 exons. Bases 352 to 795 code for a protein of 147 amino acids.
CGGCAAAGCGCCCUGUGCUUUCCUUGAGUUCAUCAGUUCGCAAGACUGUAGUUGCGUGCUUUCAAUCCUUGUGUCGUCCUGUGGUUUGUAUAGUGUGUAGUUAGUGUGUUUGUAUUAGAUCAACAAAAGAUUCAGAUACUGAAUUAGUGCAGACGUUAUUGUGAUGAAGGUGGUCUAUUUCGGUCUGUUGUGUUCAACUGAAAGGUAAAAGAUACUCAGCUACCAAUGAUAUCAUCAUCAUCUAAAUCAAUGCAAUUAUUCAGUUGUUUGAUCACGAGAAGUGAUUCUUCUAGCAACAGUGAUAAUAUGCCAUUAGAACGGUCCAACAAAACCAGGAGGAAUUAAAAUCGUAUGGGGCACACCACUAGAACCACGAUCACCAGGAGAAAUACGCUGCCAUCUCUGACGCCUCAUGCAUAUUCCCAACUUCAAGGUCUACCGAAAUCUGCCUCUGACAUAAUCGUAUUGGAACUCCGUGCCUUUCCGUUCCUGACAGAUUUCCACCUAACACAGAUGAAUGUGGCGCCUCCAUUUCCAGCGUCAAGGAAUAAAGCAAGGAAUCAAACAGCAAUCAUGUUAAGAAGUUGGCUGCACUGUCACUGUGAACUAAAUAUCCGGGCUACAAAAUCAAGAAAAACUACAACUCUCAAAUGCACCAUAGAAAGAAGAAACAGCAACCACUAUCAACUGACACAGAGAAUGAGGAAAGAAUGGACAGACAGUAAUGCUGCAUUGCAAGCUGUACAAAUGAUGACCCUGAACAAUGCAAGGAUGGCAACACAUGAGCGGCAGUGACAGGGAAGAACAAAGAAUUGUGGCCACAGACGGUAAAAGUGACAGUAGCUCGAUGAUAACGCGUGUAAUAACAUUGCGGGGACAGUAAAAAAUCACAAAAGUCUAAACCCUGAUUGAAACUGAAAUACAAAGCAUUUCUGAUGAAUGUGGCAAAGACCUGGGCAGCAGAACCAGAGUCAGACACAGACUUAG